Molecule: messenger RNA, 1926 nt
Organism: Setaria italica (foxtail millet)
Lineage: Eukaryota; Viridiplantae; Streptophyta; Magnoliopsida; Poales; Poaceae
Product: anti-sigma-I factor RsgI6
Exons: 5
Coding region: 1-1746 (581 amino acids)
Biological process (GO): carbohydrate metabolic process
Molecular function (GO): hydrolase activity, hydrolyzing O-glycosyl compounds
Source: RefSeq, a predicted model, not a curated record
AUGAGGGUUGCCAUGGAGAAGCUUGUGUUCUCAUUGUUGGUGGUAGCUCUGUUUCAAGGGUGCAUGGUCCUGUCUGUAGAAUAUGAUCACACGGCAAGCAUCGAGUGCCUUCGCGACCCAAUAAAGCCCUUGUACAACGGAGGCGUCAUCCAGAACAGCGAGUUCAACAGCGGGCUGAUGGGCUGGUCGACGUACCGGAACAUCAAAGCCGGCGUGAGCAGCUCGCCGUCCGGCAACAAGUUCGCGGUGGUGCAUAACGCGGGCAGCUUCCUGUCCAGCAGCGGCAGGUUCCUGCCGUCCCACAGCGUCUACCAGAGAGUCCAGAUGCAGGGCGACAUGCACUACUUGCUAUCAGCAUGGCUGCAGGUCUCGAACGGCACUGCCCAUGUGAAGGCGGUCGUCAAGGCCCCCAGCGGCGAGCGCGUCAUCGCCGGUGCCAUCGUUGCCCAGUCCGGCUGCUGGAGCAUGCUCAAGGGAGGCAUGACCACCUACUCUUCCGGACACGGAGAGAUCUACUUUGAGAGCGAGGCACCGGUGGACAUCUUGGUGGACAGCGUCUCCCUGCAACCCUUCACCUUCGACGAGUGGGACGCCCACGCCCGCCGCUCCGCCGACAAGGCCCGGCGACGAACCGUCAGGUUGGUCGCCAAGGGCGCCGGCGACAAGCCGAUGGCGCACGCCAACGUCAGCAUCGAGCUCCUCCGGCUGGGGUUCCCGUUUGGCAAUGCCAUCACCAAGGAGAUCCUUGACCUCCCGGCGUACGAGAAGUGGUUCUCGUCGCGCUUCACCGUGGCCACCUUCGAGAACGAGAUGAAGUGGUACGGCACCGAGUGGGCCCAGAACCAGGAGGACUACCGCGUCGCGGACGCCAUGCUCAAGCUCAUGCAGAAGCACGGCAUCAAGGUGCGCGGGCACAACGUGUUCUGGGACGACCAGAACUCGCAGAUGAAGUGGGUGAUGCCCCUCAACCUGGCCCAGCUCAAGGCGGCCAUGCAGAAGCGGCUCAAGUCCGUCGUGUCCCGCUACGCCGGCAAGGUGAUCCACUGGGACGUGGUGAACGAGAACCUCCACUUCAACUUCUUCGAGACCAAGCUCGGCCCCAACGCGUCGGCGCAGAUCUACAACCAGGUGGGGCAGCUCGACCGCAACGCCAUCCUCUUCAUGAACGAGUUCAACACGCUGGAGCAGCCCGGGGACCCGAACCCGGUGCCCGCCAAGUACGUGGCCAAGAUGAACCAGAUCCGGAGCUACCCCGGCAACGGCGGGCUCAAGCUCGGCGUCGGGCUCGAGAGCCACUUCUCCACCCCCAACCUCCCCUACAUCAGGAGCGCGCUGGACACGCUGGCGAAGCUCAAGCUGCCCAUGUGGCUCACCGAGGUGGACGUGGUCAAGAGCCCCAACCAGGUGAAGUUCCUGGAGCAGGUGCUCAGGGAAGGGUUCGCGCACCCCAACGUGGACGGCAUCGUCAUGUGGGCAGCGUGGCACGCCAAGGGCUGCUACGUCAUGUGCCUCACGGACAACAGCUUCAAGAACCUCCCCGUCGGCGAUCUCGUCGACAAGCUCAUCGCCGAGUGGAAGACGCACCGUGCGUCCGCAACCACCGACGACAAGGGGGCGGUGGAGCUCGACCUCCCCCUCGGCGAGUACAAGUUCACCGUGAGCCACCCGUCGCUCAAAGACGCCGCCGUCCACACGAUGGCCGUCGACACCUCGUCGUCGGAGCACACCAUCAACAUCAAGUCGUAGGAAAUUAAAUGUGAUGCGGCAGCUCUUUAAUUCGUAAUAAUACUUUUUUUCCUUCGUUGUGAAUAAUCGGGGAGGAGACCUCACCUGAGAUGUAGUAUAGAAUGGCUCCAAGUCCAAUUCACAACCGAUGAAGUGUUAGCAACUUUGCAAGAGGCAACUUUUUUGUAAUCUAAAUGAUAU